AUGGCCUGCGUCUUCCUCACAGCAUACUAUGAACUAUAUUCUACAGGGCCUCUUCACGACGCCGGCGAGCAGUUCGGUAAUGGCGACAUCCUGACCAUUCAGAAAAACUUCAACGGCUGGGUGAACCCUGAGGAUCUGGUCCCCAUGCCACAAUGCAUCGCUCAGCAGGAUCAGUCAGCUUGGCUCAAGACCAUGACAGCAUGUACUCACCUACGUUGCACCGCGCACUUCGGAAUCAUCUGCACACACCGUCAAUGGUUGACAGAGUUGAGCUGCCUCAGCACCGAGUUCUCCCCCAGUGCCAUCAAAUCUUACCUUCCGUACUGCAGCAGAUCCAUCCUCGCCAAGGCCCAGCUAUAUCACUGGAUACGCAACGCCACCGGUCGAACGUGGCUUGUGGAUGUUGGAGACGCGAACAGGCUGCAAAACCUCUGGCCAUCUAGCCUGAUUACAGGCUUCGCAAACUUUGAUGUGGCAAACAAGGCGCCAGAAUGUCUAGCAAACUCGCUUUCGGUUUCAACAGCCGAGUCAUUUCAGCACGUGUUGGCAUCUUGCAGCUUCACGGACGCUACUCAGCACACGGGCAACGCCAAUCGUCCAUGGGAAUAUAGCAAGCCUUUGCGAUCCAUGACAGCUCUGAGCUUCGACACCGUCGGCUACGAUCUUACCGGGGGGCAUAUCAGGCCUGGCGAGUACUUUGACAGAGAGUGCUUCUGCAACACCUUCACCAUCGACGCGGAACGAGAACCAUGCCUAGUAUCAGAUCCUCUCGACUUGACCAUAGAGCGGCUGUGGUUAAACGCCACUUGCGGAUCGGCAUCCCUACCUGGCAAUUGGAUGGCGCAGCUCAAGAUUAUGGGGUUCACGUUUAUUCCCGUCCCAGACUGGCGCUGGCCAACAUGCGUCUCAGAUAUGCCGAGGCAUGUAACGGCCCUCACCGAUCAGUGUGCAACCGAUGCCUGCCAUCUCGAUCCUGACGGCUACUGCCAAUCCGCAUGUGCCAUAGACAGAGCCUGCUUCUGCCGCAACAUUGAAUACGACUCUUGCCAAGGCUCUUGUCAGAUUUCUAGGACCCGGAGAGAAUAUAUCGAGUGGCUCUACGAUGUUUGUGGCGAUGUGGAGGGCUGGCAUGGUCUGCCAACGAACUGGCGCGAACUGACCAUCCUUCUACCCCGCGAGAUGAUCCCAUGGGCAUGGACCGUCAAGCCAACAAAUAGCUCAAACGUCGAUCCUAUCGCCGGACCGGGGUCCGGAGAAACAGCGGGAAAAUGCGCGUCGAAUGAGUGGAAACUAGGAAGCAUUGUCCUCGUCAACGCGGCCACUCUCCUUGCUGCGUUCUUGGGUCAAGGGCGAGGGGAUUGUCUCAACACGGUUGACUCGGGAUCACACUCGCAACGGCUACAUUGGCUGCUCAAAGGAAUCCUCCUCGCUGGUCUACCACUCCUCGCGAACUGGUCCAACGCGCGUAUUGUGCAAAGCACUCCCGGCUAUGGAGCCAUCCCUGUUCUCCAACUAUUGCUCCUGUGGUGCUCGCUUCCCCAACCUGAUCUGUCUGCCAUCUUACCAUCUAGAAUCCGCUGGCAUGGAACAAAACUCUGCUCCUCGACAGCAUCCUCUUUAGUCGCAGGAGUGAUCCUUCAGGUUCUGGCAUCCUAUCACAUGUUCUUGACUGUUGACUUCGCCAGACGACAGGUAUUUGACCUCGAUAGUAUAACGAACGCGAAAAAGGGGCAUAUGGCUUUGCUCAUGUAUGCUGGGGCGCUCAUAUGGCUGCUCACCAUCGCUGUAUCUUUCAUCGAAGCCACUCGGUAUAUAUACAGAAUCGGUUCACUUUCCUGCUCUGAUGGAGCGGACCUGCCGGACUGGCAUAUACGCAAGUACGCAACCGCUAACAACCAAGAUAUGGGUGUCUUUGAAAGCCUGCUGGGACAGCCGCAACCAAGAAUGCCACCGAGUCGGAAAGAGGAACAGUACAUGGAAUAUGGCACUUUCUCAGGUGGAGAAAAAAGGACCAAGCUUCCCCAGAAAAUGCCCGCGACACUGUUCACUAUUGCGGCCAGAAGCAUGCCCUUUGUUUGGAUUGCGCAAUGGCUCUUCUGGGCCGGGUUUAUCAGUCUUAGUUCUGAAGAGUUCUGUCUGCCCAAACUAGAAGUUCUCACUACCAUCUGGCUGGCUGCGUCAAUAGGGGGUGUUGCUAUCAGAUCGUACCUAUAG
Messenger RNA from Fusarium falciforme, 2214 nucleotides. RefSeq lists its product as hypothetical. The coding region runs from base 1 to 2214 and encodes 737 amino acids. The transcript is spliced from 3 exons. The record is from RefSeq and is a predicted model, not a curated record. Lineage: Eukaryota; Fungi; Ascomycota; Sordariomycetes; Hypocreales; Nectriaceae.